AUGGUCGCAACUAAUGAAUCUUGGCUCAAACGGGCCGAUUUGACUCCAUCCAAAUUGCUGUUCUAUGCCUCCUUUUGGGCGAUACAUAUUGGUAUUUUCGCGCUCGGAUGGUAUCUUCAAGCAAUAAACACCAAACUAGCCGGGUUGAACGUCCUUAGGUACUCCGUUUGGAUCUCCAGAGGUGCUGGUCUCGUCCUCUCUGUUGACGCAACUUUGAUCCUUCUUCCCAUGUGCCGGAAUGUUCUCCGCUGGCUUCGACCUCAGAUCAGAUGGCUACCGCUUGAUGAAUCUGCAUGGUUCCAUCGCCAGAUAGCCUAUGCUCUUGUGGUAUUUUCUGCAGUGCACACUAGCGCACAUUACGUCAACUUCUACAAUGUCGAAAAAAACCAGAUUCGCCCGGAACUGGCUGUGCAAAUCCACUAUACCCAGGCUGGUGGAAUUACAGGACACGUUAUGCUAUUAUGCAUGCUCUUGAUGUAUACGACGGCCCAUCGCCGCAUUCGACAGCAGUCGUAUGAGACCUUCUGGUACACACACCACUUGUUCGUGCCGUUCUUGUUGGCUCUCUAUACCCAUGCUACGGGAUGCUUUGUCCGAGACACGACCGACCCAUUCUCCCCUUUCGCAGGAAGUCAGUUCUGGGACCACUGUCUCGGCUAUGAAGGAUGGCGAUGGGAACUUCUUGCAGCUGCCUUUUAUCUCUCUGAGCGGUUGUAUCGCGAGAUUCGAUCUCGUCGAGAGACCGAGAUCACCAAAGUGAUCCGUCAUCCAUACGAUGCCAUGGAGAUCCAAUUCCGCAAGCCCAGCAUGAAGUACAAACCCGGCCAGUGGCUUUUCCUCCAGGUACCCGACGUGUCCAGCAAUCAGUGGCAUCCAUUCACAAUCACUUCUUGUCCGUUCGACCCGUACAUUAGCGUUCACGUCCGUCAAGUUGGCGACUUUACUCGUGCCCUUGGAGACGCUCUCGGUUGCGGUCCCGCACAAGCAAAGGAUCUCGAAGGUCUCGACCCCCUUGGCAUGUACGAGGUUGCCUUGCAGAACGGACAGACGAUGCCUAAACUACGAAUUGACGGCCCCUACGGUGCCCCGGCAGAGGACGUCUUUGAAAAUGAAAUUGCCGUGCUCAUCGGAACCGGCAUUGGUGUCACGCCGUGGGCUUCAAUCUUGAAGAAUAUCUGGCAUCUACGCUCUAGUCCGAAUCCUCCUCGUCGUCUUAAACGUGUUGAGUUUAUCUGGAUCUGCAAGGAUACUACAUCCUUUGAAUGGUUCCAAGCUCUCCUGUCUUCCCUCGAAGCACAAUCCGCCAACGCGGCUGCUUAUCAGGGUAGCACCGAGUUCUUGCGUAUCCAUACCUAUCUCACACAGCGACUCGACGAUGACACUGCUGCGAAUAUCUACCUCAACACCGUUGGCCAAGCUCUAGAUCCACUCACUGAAUUAAAGGCCCAGACGAACUUUGGCCGACCGGAUUUCAAGCGCCUGUUCACUGCUAUGCGUCUCGGCUUGCUGAACCAGACUUAUAUCCAAGGUCUUCAGUCGGCUUCUACCACGGAGGUUGGUGUGUAUUUCUGUGGACCCAAUACGGCGGCCCGGCAGAUUAACGAUGCAGCCCAGUAUGCAUCGACCAAGGCAGUUCGUUUCAAGUUCUGGAAGGAACAUUUUUAG
Messenger RNA from Penicillium cataractarum, 1665 nucleotides. Its product is annotated as putative NADPH oxidase (NoxA). Gene Ontology annotation, biological process: superoxide anion generation; defense response. The record is from RefSeq and is a predicted model, not a curated record. The coding region runs from base 1 to 1665 and encodes 554 amino acids. Lineage: Eukaryota; Fungi; Ascomycota; Eurotiomycetes; Eurotiales; Aspergillaceae. The transcript is spliced from 4 exons. Gene Ontology annotation, cellular component: NADPH oxidase complex; plasma membrane. Gene Ontology annotation, molecular function: superoxide-generating NAD(P)H oxidase activity.